UUAGAUAUUUGAAUUCAAACAUUUCGUCCACUAUAAAACAAGAAUAAGAAGCUCUUUAGUUAUUGCAAGAAUCGUAUGAACAUCACAAACAGUGUUAAGCCAGGAAUAUGAGAAAGAUUUCUGGAGCAUUGCUUGUAAUUGCGUGGACCCAAAUGCUGUCCAUUGCCAUGGCUGUAUCACAGACCACUGGAGAGCCAGUGUAUGCAUCUGCCUGUUACAAUGCAAUCUUUUUGCCCCCCUCAGAGCAAUAUGAUUAUAUUAUAGUAGGUGGAGGUACAGCAGGCUGCCCUUUGGCAGCCACCCUUUCAAAGAACUUCAAGGUUCUGUUGCUAGAGCGAGGUGGGCUAGGGUAUAACGUCCCCACCAUAGAGCAACAAGAAGGCUUCAUAGCAAAUCUUAUUAACACACAUGACCCUGAUUCUCCUGCAGAGACUUUUAUAUCAGAAGAAGGUGUGGUUAAUGCAAGAGGUAGAGUAUUGGGAGGAAGUAGCAGCAUAAAUGCUGGGUUUUAUUCUAGGGCUGGUUUGGGCUAUGUGAGAGAAGCAGGGUGGGAUAAAGCACUUGUUAAUGAAAGCUACACAUGGGUUGAAAAGGCUGUGGUAUCUAGGCCUGUUUUGAAGCGGUGGCAGGGGGCUUUCAGAAAUGGCCUAUUUGAAGGUGGUCUGAAGCCUUAUAAUGGGUUUACUGUGGAUCAUGUUAAAGGGACUAAAAUUGGGGGCUCCACUUUUGAUCGGCAUGGGAGGAGGCAUAGUUCUAAAGAUUUGUUGCAGCAUGCUAAUUAUAAUAAUCUCAGAGUUGGGCUCCAUGCAACUGUUUACCGUAUCCUCUUUCAUGACAGAAACCCAGAAAGACCUGGUAAUGUGUCAACAAGACCAAGGGCUUAUGGUGUGGAAUAUAAAGAUUCAAACGGGCUUGUUCACACGGCUGUAUUAUCACACAAUGGAGGGGACAUUAUUAUUUCAUCUGGUGCUUUGGGGAGUCCACAGCUGCUAUUAUUAAGUGGGGUAGGCCCUAAAGAACACCUGGAUUCUUUAGGAAUUCCUGUAGUCCUUGAUCUGCCUGGUGUAGGACAGGGAAUGGCAGACAAUCCAAGAAAUGGUAUUGCACUGUUAUCAUCACUGCCCCUUGAAUAUUCUCUAAUCCAAGUGGUGGGAAUAACUGAGACAAACUUCAUUGAAGCAUCCAGCAUACCAAUUCAGAUUCCAUUUGGAGGCAGAUAUGCCUACUUGGGAACCAUAAUUGAAAAAGUUGUAGGCCCCCUCUCAAAAGGAGAGCUCCGUCUAAGGACUGGAGACAUUGAAGACAAACCUUCUGUUAGAUUCAAUUAUUUUUCACAUCCUCAAGAUAUCCAAAACUGUGUUGACGGAUUGAGAACCAUUGGCAAGAUCCUAAAAACAAGCUCCCUGAAGUCAUAUACAUUGAGCUUCAUAGGUCCUCCCCUGCCUGCAAACACAAGCAACUUUACAGCCAUGGAAGAAUUCUGCAGGGAUACUGUAUCUACUAUAUGGCACUACCAUGGAGGCUGCCAGGUGGGUUCUGUUGUGAAUGAAGAUUACCGAGUGAAAGGAAUUGAUUCCCUGCGAGUUAUAGAUGGUUCAACCUUCAAUAAGUCCCCAGGGACCAAUCCCCAAGCCACAGUAAUGAUGCUCGGAAGGUACAUGGGGAUGCAAGUUUUGAAGGAGAGAUUGUCAAAUUCAAAACAAAAUUGCCAGUAUCAUAAAUUUUCUCAGUUGGUAACUUGACAGAUAUUCAUUAUUUGAUUGAUGUUAAGGCAAAUGCAGAGUAUCACUAUCUAUUACAAAUUUAUAGAUAUUGAAAACAGCUCAAAAUAUUUACUGUAAUUGUAGUUUUUUGAAAUCUUCACUGGGGUAAACAAUACCCUUAAUGAACAGAUAAAAGAAGAAAGAAAUUUCAAUGCAAUCAUAUGAAAGAAAUUUUGUUGAA
Molecule: messenger RNA, 1944 nt
Organism: Cryptomeria japonica (Japanese cedar)
Lineage: Eukaryota; Viridiplantae; Streptophyta; Pinopsida; Cupressales; Cupressaceae
Product: (R)-mandelonitrile lyase-like
Exons: 4
Coding region: 108-1742 (544 amino acids)
Molecular function (GO): oxidoreductase activity, acting on CH-OH group of donors; flavin adenine dinucleotide binding
Source: RefSeq, a predicted model, not a curated record